This is a messenger RNA of Nymphaea colorata (pocket water lily), 1610 nucleotides long. Its product is annotated as protein RICE SALT SENSITIVE 3-like. NCBI's taxonomy places the organism in Eukaryota, Viridiplantae, Streptophyta, Magnoliopsida, Nymphaeales, Nymphaeaceae. The transcript has 7 exons. The record is from RefSeq and is a predicted model, not a curated record. Bases 509 to 1399 code for a protein of 296 amino acids.
AGGCCAUGGGUGAUAAAAGUGAAAGCAGGGCAGUCAGUACACAGAAAAGGAAGCAUCCAGUGGAAGGAACUGCCAAAACAAAAAUGGAAGUGCAAUUAUUCACAUGUGAAUUCCUACCUGUCUGCAAUUUGGUUAUUUAAAGGUGGGUUUAUGCACUUAGAGCAAGAUGUGGUUGGUAAGAAGACUAAUUAGUUGCAGAAGGAAACGUUUUGGCUAUGAAAUGCAGGAGCUGAGGAGGCACCAUGGAGCUUUUACAUUGUUGAUAUUGGUUCUUGGGGUAUAUAGCAGGUAGAUAUUAAUUAGUCGAGGAAGAAUCACUGAUCUGCUCUGUAAGGUAGGGGUGGCGUUCAUGGAUCUGUUUCGUGUUGUUGUCGAGAUGUUGAUCGUAUUUAUGGCUGGUAGAUGAUGGUGGAGUAUAUUUAGGUCUCCAGUCCUCACAGUGGUUCGUAUGAGUAACUAUUUCCCAUAAGAAAAUAAAAAAGAAACAUCCAUUAAGAUAGAAGUGAUCAUGGAUGAAGAGAAGUUUGUAGUUUCUCCAUUUUCUGCAGCACACCUUCUACAGCAGUCCCUUAGAAGCAUAUGUACACAGGGAAACUCUGACUGGAUCUACGCAGUUUUCUGGAGGAUCCUGCCCAGAUAUUAUCCACCACCCAAGUGGGAUGAAGAUGGAGGAAGUCAUCGUAUGUCUAGAGGAAGCCAAAGAAACUGGAUUUUGGUGUGGGAAGAUGGAUUCUGCAAUUUCUCCAGCGGCAUGACCAAAAGUUCAAGUUUAGAGCCGAGGCUUUUUUUCAGAAUGGCACAUGAAAUCUAUAACCUUGAAGACGGAUUGAUUGGAAGAGUUGCUGCAAAUAACAGCGAAAAGUGGAUUUUCUGUGAUCUGCGCCAUAAUUUAGCUGACUCACUACCAAGAUCAUGGGAAGCACAGUUUCAGGCCGGAAUUCAGACAAUUGCCUUGGUCUCAGUAGGAGGAGGAGUACUUCAGUUAGGAUCGCUUUCAAAGGUACUUGAAGAUUCAGACUUCAUUUCUCGCAUAAGAAGAAGUCUCAUCUACCUGCAAAGCAUACCGGGAGUCCUUCUGCCACACCCUCCCUCUCUUAGUUACGCAACAGGAACUGCACCGCUUGUAUCUUUACCCAUAGAAAAUCAACUCCACAGCUACUCUGGAAUAUUUCGCAAUAUUCCAAGCGAGCAUACAAGCUUUGCUGCUCAAGAUCACGAAAUUCUGCCCUCCAUGAACAGCCUUGAGGCCCUUCUCUCGAAGCUCCCAUCUGUAGGCCAGCCAUCAUCUUCAACAUCUGCACCUUCACAUGGCUGCGUUGAGAAGGCCGUGGAAUUUAUUCAUGAAGACCAAGACGGCCAUUAUUCCAUGGGCGAGCUAAACAACAGUUGGGGCCCGUAGGUGUUGAUCAUGAAAAGGAUGUGGACAUGGUUUAGAUCAUUGCGGCAUUGACUUGCUUUCUAAGUUCUGGUGAUGUUGACUCUGGACUAGAUCUUACAGAUCCGUUUCCCUCUAAAUGAGAGGGAGAGGUUGGAGCCUAGUGUUGCAGAUGCCUAGCUAUUCCGUUCACCCAUGUUUGACUGAGAUAGUUAAUGUUAUUUUCACUUUGAAA